GCAAAGUUUCCCACUCUUCUUCAAAGCAAUAUCAAAUAACCAGCCGUGUUAUAAUGGAAGGAAUCAGCUCUCUCUUGGUUGCAUACGCCCUCUUGGCCUUUGCUUGCUUCUUGGCCUCGGCGUUUGACCCCAGUCCUCUCCAGGACUUCUGUGUGGCUGAUGACCCCAAGAAUGGCGUGUUUGUUAAUGGGAAGUUCUGCAAGGACCCAAAGCUCGCUGUAGCAGAUGACUUCUUCUUCUCCGGCCUCAACAUGCCCGGAAACACAUCAAAUCUAGUUAGAUCGAAUGUAACUACUGUCAAUGUUGAUCAAAUUCCAGGACUUAACACUCUCGGCAUAUCUCUUGUUCGAAUUGACUACGCACCUUAUGGUGGCCAAAACCCUCCCCACACUCACCCUCGAGGAACUGAGAUCCUGGUUGUGGUACAAGGCACACUUUAUGUUGGCUUUGUUACAUCCAAUCCGGAGAACCGUCUAAUCACUAAAAUCCUAUAUCCCGGAGAUGUUUUCGUUUUCCCGAUUGGUUUGAUCCACUUCCAGUUCAAUAUAGGAAACACUCCGGCCGUUGCCUUUGCCGGUCUGAGCAGCCAAAAUGCAGGGGUUAUCACCAUUGCUAGCGCUGUGUUUGGCUCGAACCCACCAAUCAACCCGGAUGUUCUCACAAGGGCCUUCCAAUUGGAAAAGAAUGUGGUUACACAUCUGCAGUCACUCUUCUAAAGAGACACCUCAAAAACUAGAAGCUUGUUGCUUGUUUUGAAUAACUUUUCCACUCAUUUUCCUGAUU
Hibiscus syriacus is the source of this 783-nucleotide messenger RNA. RefSeq names its product germin-like protein subfamily 1 member 13. The coding region runs from base 54 to 716 and encodes 220 amino acids. Gene Ontology annotation, molecular function: manganese ion binding. NCBI's taxonomy places the organism in Eukaryota, Viridiplantae, Streptophyta, Magnoliopsida, Malvales, Malvaceae. The transcript is spliced from 2 exons. The record is from RefSeq and is a predicted model, not a curated record. Gene Ontology annotation, cellular component: cell wall.